Castor canadensis (American beaver) is the source of this 4384-nucleotide messenger RNA. Lineage: Eukaryota; Metazoa; Chordata; Mammalia; Rodentia; Castoridae. The record is from RefSeq and is a predicted model, not a curated record.
AUGGCGAGUCUGCCUCUCUGGCGGGGUCUCGGGGGAUCGUCGGCCCCGGUACUCCUGCUCCUUCUCCUCCUCUCUUUGUUCCCCCUCAGCCGGGAGGAGCUGGGAGGCGGCGGGGACCAGGGCUGGGACCCAGGGGUAGCUGCUGCUACGGGUCCAAGGGCGCAGAUCGGCAGCGGAGCCUUAGCUCUUUGUCCCGAGCCGCCUGGGGCCCGAGAGGAUGGAGGGUCUGGCCUGGGAGUCAGAGAGCCUGUCUUCAUGGGUCUCGGAGGGAGUAGGCAAAGCGCCGGGAGCGGUCGAGGCCCCCCUGAGCAGCCAGACACGGAGCUGGAGGUCCAGGCAUUUGACAGCCGCAAGCCAGAGGCAGGACCGGGACCAGGGUCUCUGUUAUGCUGGCAGCCAGAGGUCUCCUCUUGUGGGUGGACAGGGCCUUUGCGAAGAAGUAGUCUGUCGUCAGAGGCUCUGUCCCCUGGGGACCCGGGUCUGGGGAACAUCUCGCCCCUCCCUUCGGACCUUUUGGCUCAGCCUAGUGGCCCCAAACCAGUGUCCUCUCAGCGUAACGCUAGGAGAAGCAUCCGCAAAAGAGUGGAAACUGCGCGCUGCUGUGGGGAACUGUGUGCUCCAGGACUCAAGGGUCAGAACGAGAGAGCCGCGACGUCCCGAGUGCAGAGGGGACUCCCUCGACGGGACUGUCUUCCCGGGGCUGUGGAAUCAGGAACCGGCCUGGAUUCAGCACCUCGUGCGGCGAGAACAGCUCCUUCGCCGGGUUCAGCACCCCGUCACUCCCGGACAGCUCCCGAGCUGGUGCCCGAGCGCAUGCUCCGUGGCCUCUUCCGCCGCCGCUUCCUCCCGCAGGGCCCCGGGCCGCGCCCCCCGGGGUUCCCGGCCGGCUCUGAAGCCUGGCGAAUAUCCUCAGCAAACCCGGCACGCCCCCGUCGCGCAGCAAACCGCCACCCGCAGUUCCCUCAGUACAACUACCAGACACUGGUGCCCGAGAAUGAGGCGGCGGGCACCUCAGUACUACGCGUGGUGGCGCAGGACCCGGACGCCGGCGAGGCGGGUCGCUUAGUCUACUCGCUGGCGGCGCUCAUGAACAGCCGCUCGCUGGAGCUGUUCAGCAUUGACCCGCACAGCGGUCUCAUCCGCACUGCGGCCGCUUUGGACCGCGAGAGUAUGGAACGCCACUAUCUGCGUGUGACGGCGCAGGACCACGGCUCGCCGCGCCUCUCGGCCACCACCAUGGUAGCUGUGACAGUAGCUGACCGCAAUGACCACGCGCCUGUGUUUGAGCAGUCUCAGUACCGGGAAACACUUCGGGAAAAUGUGGAAGAGGGAUACCCCAUCCUGCAAUUGCGUGCCACGGAUGGGGACGCGCCCCCGAACGCUAACCUGCGCUACCGCUUCGUGGGGUCUUCUGCUGCACGCACGGCCGCUGCCGCUGCCUUCGAGAUUGAUCCGCGCUCUGGCCUCAUCAGUACUAGUGGCCGCGUGGACCGCGAGCACAUGGAGAGCUAUGAGCUGGUUGUGGAGGCCAGCGACCAGGGCCAGGAGCCCGGACCACGCUCUGCCACCGUACGAGUACACAUAACUGUCCUAGAUGAGAACGACAACGCGCCCCAAUUCAGCGAAAAGCGUUAUGUGGCUCAGGUGCGUGAGGACGUGCGCCCCCACACGGUAGUGCUACGCGUCACGGCCACCGACCGGGACAAGGACGCCAAUGGUUUGGUGCACUACAACAUCAUCAGCGGCAAUAGCCGUGGUCAUUUUGCUAUCGACAGCCUCACAGGUGAGAUCCAGGUGGUGGCACCUUUGGAUUUCGAGGCAGAGAGAGAGUAUGUCUUGCGCAUCCGGGCACAGGAUGCAGGCCGGCCACCUUUGUCUAACAACACGGGCCUGGCAAGCAUCCAGGUGGUAGAUAUCAAUGACCAUACUCCUAUCUUUGUCAGCACACCUUUUCAGGUCUCUGUUCUGGAAAACGCACCCCUGGGCCACUCAGUCAUCCACAUUCAGGCAGUGGAUGCAGACCACGGGGAGAAUGCCAGAUUGGAGUAUUCCCUAACUGGUGUGGCACCUGAUACCCCUUUUGUGAUAAAUAGCGCUACUGGCUGGGUCUCUGUGAGUGGUCCACUGGACCGGGAGUCUGUGGAGCAUUACUUCUUUGGUGUGGAAGCCCGAGACCAUGGCUCACCCCCACUUUCUGCCUCAGCCAGUGUCACAGUGACUGUGUUGGAUGUUAAUGAUAAUCGGCCUGAGUUCACUAUGAAAGAGUAUCACCUUCGACUGAAUGAGGAUGCGGCUGUGGGUACCAGUGUGGUCAGCGUGACUGCAGUAGACCGUGAUGCCAACAGUGCCAUCAGCUACCAAAUCACAGGUGGCAACACCCGGAAUCGUUUUGCCAUCAGCACCCAGGGGGGUGUGGGUCUGGUAACACUGGCUCUGCCAUUGGAUUACAAGCAGGAACGCUACUUCAAACUAGUGCUUACUGCAUCUGACCGUGCCCUUCAUGAUCACUGCUACGUGCACAUUAACAUCACGGAUGCCAAUACUCACCGGCCUGUCUUUCAAAGUGCUCACUACUCAGUGAGUGUGAAUGAGGAUCGGCCAGUGGGUAGCACUGUAGUGGUCAUCAGUGCCUCUGAUGAUGAUGUGGGUGAGAAUUCGCGAAUCACGUAUCUUCUAGAGGACAACCUGCCCCAGUUUCGUAUUGAUGCAGAUUCAGGGGCUAUUACACUACAGGCCCCACUGGACUAUGAGGACCAAGUGACCUAUACAUUGGCCAUUACUGCUCGGGACAAUGGUAUCCCACAGAAAGCAGAUACCACUUACGUGGAGGUAAUGGUCAAUGAUGUGAAUGACAAUGCUCCACAGUUUGUGGCCUCCCACUAUACGGGGUUGGUCUCUGAGGAUGCUCCACCUUUCACCAGUGUCCUGCAGAUCUCAGCCACUGAUCGGGAUGCUCAUGCCAAUGGCCGGGUCCAGUACACUUUCCAGAAUGGGGAAGAUGGAGACGGAGAUUUUACUAUUGAGCCCACCUCUGGCAUUGUCCGGACUGUGAGGCGGCUAGACCGGGAAGCAGUGCCAGUGUAUGAGUUGACUGCCUAUGCUGUGGACCGUGGUGUACCACCACUGCGGACUCCAGUCAGUAUCCAGGUGACAGUACAAGAUGUGAAUGACAAUGCACCUGUUUUCCCAGCUGAGGAGUUUGAAGUGCGGGUGAAGGAGAACAGCAUUGUGGGCUCAGUGGUGGCCCAGAUCACUGCAGUGGACCCCGAUGAAGGCCCCAAUGCCCAUAUAAUGUACCAGAUUGUGGAAGGGAACAUCCCUGAGCUGUUCCAAAUGGACAUCUUCUCUGGAGAGCUAACAGCACUCAUUGACCUGGACUAUGAGGCUCGCCAGGAAUAUGUGAUUGUGGUGCAGGCCACAUCUGCUCCUCUGGUCAGCAGGGCCACUGUGCAUGUCCGUCUGGUUGAUCAGAAUGACAACAGUCCCGUGCUCAACAAUUUCCAGAUCCUCUUCAACAACUAUGUAUCCAACCGCUCAGACACCUUCCCCUCAGGAAUCAUUGGGCGCAUCCCAGCUUAUGACCCUGAUGUCUCUGACCACCUCUUCUACUCCUUUGAGCGUGGCAAUGAGCUGCAGCUGCUGGUGGUCAACCAGACAAGUGGGGAGCUGCGACUCAGCCGAAAGCUAGACAACAACCGCCCACUGGUGGCCUCCAUGUUGGUGACUGUCACAGAUGGCCUGCACAGUGUGACAGCGCAGUGUGUGCUACGUGUGGUCAUCAUCACGGAGGAGUUGCUGGCCAACAGCUUGACUGUACGCCUGGAGAAUAUGUGGCAGGAGCGCUUCCUGUCACCACUGCUAGGCCACUUCCUUGAAGGUGUGGCGGCAGUGCUUGCCACGCCUGCUGAGGAUGUCUUCAUCUUCAACAUCCAGAACGACACGGAUGUGGGAGGCACCGUGCUGAACGUGAGCUUCUCAGCACUAGCACCUCGGGGGGCUGGGGCGGGCGCUGCAGGGCCCUGGUUCAGCUCCGAGGAGCUGCAGGAGCAACUGUAUGUGAGCCGUGCUGCACUUGCGGCCCGCUCGCUGCUCGACGUAUUACCCUUCGAUGACAACGUGUGCCUGCGUGAGCCCUGUGAGAACUACAUGAAAUGUGUGUCAGUGCUUCGUUUUGAUUCAUCUGCGCCCUUCCUGGCCUCGGCCUCCACGCUUUUCCGACCCAUCCAGCCCAUCGCUGGCCUGCGCUGCCGCUGCCCUCCUGGCUUCACUGGUGAUUUCUGCGAGACUGAGCUCGAUCUCUGCUACUCAAACCCAUGUCGGAAUGGCGGCGCCUGUGCGCGGCGCGAGGGCGGGUACACUUGCGUCUGCCGCCCGCGCUUUACGG